GACAUGAAGGACUUCCUGUUUCUUACACUCCUCCUGAUGCCCGUGCACGCUGGAGCUGCUUGGAGUGCGAAAUACGCAGUAGAUUGUCCCGAGCCCUGUGACAGUCACGCAUGCAAAAGUACCUUGCGCUGUAAGCGAACGGUGCUGGAUGACUGUGGCUGCUGCAGAGUGUGUGCAGCUGCGGUGGGGGAGACUUGCUAUCGUACGGUCUCGGGUAUGGAUGGUGUCAAGUGUGGUCCUGGGCUGAAGUGCCAGUUUUACACUGAGGAGGAUGACUUUGGUGAUGAAUUUGGUAUCUGCAAAGAGUGUCCCUAUGGUACCUACGGAACAGAAUGCAGGAAAACCUGCAACUGUCCCUCUGGCAUCUGUGACAGAGUGACUGGGAAGUGUCUGAAGUUCCCGUUUUUCCAGCUGUCUGCUUCAAAGCCUCCGAAUCGACGAAAAGUCGUUUCACAGCCAGAAACCGACUUGGCAUCAGGGGAUGGCAACGCCGUGAAAGAGGAAUUCACCAAGGAGAAGCCUCUCCGCCCGCCAGUAAUGAAGUGGCUGAAUCCUCGCUGA
Molecule: messenger RNA, 561 nt
Organism: Pogoniulus pusillus (Red-fronted tinkerbird)
Lineage: Eukaryota; Metazoa; Chordata; Aves; Piciformes; Lybiidae
Gene: ESM1
Product: endothelial cell specific molecule 1
Exons: 3
Coding region: 4-561 (185 amino acids)
Biological process (GO): positive regulation of hepatocyte growth factor receptor signaling pathway; angiogenesis
Cellular component (GO): extracellular region
Molecular function (GO): integrin binding; hepatocyte growth factor receptor binding
Source: RefSeq, a predicted model, not a curated record